Molecule: messenger RNA, 928 nt
Organism: Magnolia sinica
Lineage: Eukaryota; Viridiplantae; Streptophyta; Magnoliopsida; Magnoliales; Magnoliaceae
Exons: 4
Coding region: 356-820 (154 amino acids)
Source: RefSeq, a predicted model, not a curated record
ACUUGUGCAACCUGAUAAGAAAAAAGUCUUAAAGACGAAUGAAUUCAGGUAACCGAAUGAGGACUGUUCUGAUCACAGAGAGUUUGCAUCGCAUGUCGGUGUCCUCACCCAUUCUCAUAUCCCGAUCAUAUACCCGGACUUUCGCCAGGUGCCUCAUGAACAAAUUCAUAUGGUCACAGAAACAUUGUCACAGUUUUAUGAGUUUGAGGGUCAAAGUUGGGAUGCAAGUCUUGAUUACGUUACAAAACACAUCAAUGAAGCAUGAAGGAAUUACAAGAGAAGAUUGACUGCAAAAUAUAUUAAUAACAAGGAUCCUAUUGCUGUGAGAGAUGGUCCUGCCCUCCCAGGUAUCCCUAUGGAGGAUUGGAGGGUCUUCGUGGAUCAACGUACCAUCGAGGAAUUCAAGAGGGCAAGCGCAAGGAAUAAAGUUAUUCGGGCCAAGCUAAAAGGACCUGCAUGUCUUGGGAGGCACAACAUGGCUGUUACUUGCCAUAAGAUUGCGAUGGAGAAGAAUCUUACCUCUGAUGCCGAGAUAAGUAGAUGUGAAGUCUUCUUAAGAGCCCAUAUAAGGAAGGACAAAGUGGUCCAGUAUCCUGGCCUUGCUGAAAAACUAGAUGAGCUCUAUAGUAGCAAUCCUGCUUCUAGGAUGACCGGCAUGGAUGAUGCCCUCACAGAGUUGGUUGGUUCUGACAAUAGAGGGCGAAUGCGGGGUCUAGGUUGCUCAAUAAGCAAGCUAGGACGGAAGAAGUCAGCCCCUGCUCGUUCAAAGGUAGAGAAUGUGAUAAAAGAAAAAGAGAGCGUAACUCAAGAGUUAUUUUAGGUGAAGAAAAAAUUGGAUAAUAUGACUGAAGAUAUAGUUGAGAUGAAGAAAACAUUGGUGGAUAUGCAAAAAGAGAGACAGUAUACUCAAAAUCUCUCAUCACCAACA